AUGGGGCCCUUUGGCAGCUCACAGAUGCUGGGAUUGAGGCCGCAUGGCUUCAGGAGCUUUGGGAAUGCCAGACAGGAACCUGCUCAUAGGGUUUCUCUGCAGGUCGGGCAUGAGCCACUACCUCCAACCAUUGGAAGAAAUGUGCUGGGAAGGAAAGUCCUUUACCUGCCCGGCUUCUUCACCUAUGCCAGACACAUUGUGGAAGUGGAUGGAAAGAGAGGCCUCUUCCGUGGUCUUACUCCUCGCCUCAUCUCAAGCACUUUAUCAACCAUCACCAGGGGGAGUGUGAAGAAGGCCUUUCCACUGGAAGACAUGGAGCAUGUUUCCAACAAGGAUGAUGUGAAGACCUCCCUUAGGAAAGUGGUGAAAGAGACCUCCCAUGAGAUGAUGAUGCAGUGCAUGUCCCGCGUUGUCUCACAUCCGCUGCACGUGAUCUCUAUGCGCUGCAUGGUCCAGUUCAUAGGCCGGGAAGUCAAGUACAGUGGUGUGUUCAGUGCCAUUGGCAGGAUACUUAAGGAAGAAGGGAUCCUGGGAUUCUUUGUCGGUUUAGUCCCUCACGUCCUGGGGGAUGUCAUCUUCCUCUGGUGCUGCAACCUCCUGGCUCACUUCAUCAACACCUACGCCGUGGAUGAUAACUUCAGCCAGGCAUCAGUGAUCCGGAGCUACACCAAGUUCGUGAUAGGGAUCGCUGUGAGCAUGCUGACAUACCCAUUCCUUCUGGUGGGAGAUCUCAUGGCAGUGAACAACUGUGGGUUGCGUGCUGGCCUCCCUCCCUAUGCUCCUGCAUUCACAUCCUGGAUCCACUGCUGGAGGUAUCUCAGUGCUCAGGGGCAGCUGUUCCGUGGCUCCAGCCUGCUCUUCCGCAGAGCUCCCAUCCCAGCCGCCUGCUUCCCCAUCGACUGA
This is a messenger RNA of Nestor notabilis (Kea), 903 nucleotides long. RefSeq names its product mitochondrial carrier homolog 1-like. The record is from RefSeq and is a predicted model, not a curated record. Gene Ontology annotation, biological process: positive regulation of apoptotic process. Lineage: Eukaryota; Metazoa; Chordata; Aves; Psittaciformes; Psittacidae. The transcript is spliced from 11 exons. Bases 1 to 903 code for a protein of 300 amino acids. Gene Ontology annotation, cellular component: mitochondrion; membrane.